Candidozyma auris is the source of this 1179-nucleotide messenger RNA. RefSeq lists its product as uncharacterized. The record is from RefSeq and is a predicted model, not a curated record. The transcript is spliced from 2 exons. The coding region runs from base 1 to 1179 and encodes 392 amino acids. NCBI's taxonomy places the organism in Eukaryota, Fungi, Ascomycota, Pichiomycetes, Serinales, Metschnikowiaceae.
AUGUCUACCAAAGCUGAAUCUGAUACAAAAAAGAUUGAUUAUUCUAUCGCAAACCCAGAUGUAGUCGACAAAUACAAGUCUGCUGGGUCCAUUUCGACUGCUGUGUUGGCUGAGGUCAGAAAAGCAGUCAAAGAGGGAGCAAAAGUUUUUGACUUAUGUGAACUUGGUGACAAAUUGAUGGAAGAGCAGCUUCUGAAGGUAUAUUCCAAAAAAAACAAGACUGUGAAGGGAAUUGCUUUCCCAACUUGUGUCAAUCCAAACAACAUCCCAGCCCACUUGUCUCCAGAAUCUCCUGAGGACGAGGCUAAUUUGACUCUUAAAGAUGGUGAUGUUGUAAAUAUCAUGCUUGGUGUUCAAAUUGACGGUUUUCCUGCGGUUGUUGCUGACACAACAAUUGUGGGCGAAAGUGCUGAGAAUCCAGUUCUUGGUAAGAAAGCUGAUUUGCUUCAUGCUGCAUGGAAUGCAUCCGAAGCUGCCAUUAGAACGUUCAAACCUGGGAACAGAAACUUUGACGUGACGAACAUUGUGGACAAGGUUGCUAAAGAUUUUGGUGUUACUGCUGUCCAAAGUAUGUUGACUCACAACCAAGAACGUGACGUUUUGUAUGGUCCAAAAGAAGUGAUUUUGAACCCUGCAAAAGAGCACAAAAACAGAAUGGAGGUUCACAGAUUUGAAGAAUUGGAAGUUUACGGCUUGGAUAUAUUGAUCUCUACAUCUGAAGAAGGAAAGGUGAAAAAAUCCAAUUAUAAAACGACCUUGUACAAAUUGACAGGGAACAACUACUCACUCAAGUUGAAUACGUCUCGUCAAGCAUUGAAGGCUUUCAAGCAAAAGGUCUCUGGAAAGUUCCCAUGCAACGUAAAGGUCUUUGAGAACCCCAGAAAUGUUCGUGUGGGUAUGAUUGAGUGCAGUAAUCACGAAGUGGUCUUACCGUACGACAUUAUGGAAGGAGCUUCAGACUCUUAUAUUGCGCAAUUUUUCACUACCAUUGCCAUUACUAAGAAUGGUAUUGUAAAGUACACCAACCCAACGUUCAACCCUGAGCUCUACAAGACUGAAAAAGGUGUUGCUGACAAUGAGAUCGCCAAAUUAAUUGCUGAACCCUUGCCAGAAAGUAAGAAGAAAAAGAAGAAGUCAAACAAGAAGUCUUCUACCACUGAAAGGGCCCAAACCGAAUAA